GGCAUUGUUUGGGGUCCUCGCUGGAGGCUCGGCGCCAGUCUCCCCGGCAGUCGCAGCAGAAGUAAAUACGAGCAAAAGUCAGAAAAAACUGUCAGAGGAAUCGUGGUGUUUAGGGACUUUGGACCUUCAGGCGUCCAGCAAUGAAUCUGGAACUGCUCGAAUCGUUUGGGCAGAACUAUCCAGAGGAGGCAGAUGGCACUCUGGACUGUAUCAGCAUGGCCCUCACCUGCACCUUCAACCGCUGGGGAACCCUGCUGGCUGUGGGCUGCAACGACGGUCGCAUCGUCAUCUGGGACUUCCUCACACGAGGGAUAGCCAAAAUCAUCAGCGCACACAUCCACCCAGUCUGCUCUUUAUGCUGGAGUCGAGACGGCCACAAGCUGGUGAGUGCCUCUACAGACAACAUCGUCUCGCAGUGGGAUGUCCUCACGGGAGACUGUGACCAGAGGUUUCGCUUCCCCUCACCAAUCCUGAAGCUUCAGUACCACCCCAGAGACAUGGACAAGGUGCUGGUGUGUCCCAUGAAGUCAGCGCCAGUCCUGCUGACGCUGUCAGAUUCCAAACACGUUGUCCUGCCUGUGGAUGAUGACUCAGACCUCAACGUGGUGGCAGCCUUCGACAGGCGAGGUGAAUACAUCUACACUGGCAAUGCCAAAGGAAAGAUCCUGGUGUUGAACACAAACACUCAGGAACUGGUGGCUUCAUUCAGAGUCACAACAGGCACCAGCAACACCACAGCCAUCAAGUCCAUUGAAUUUGCACGAAAGGGCAGUUGCUUCCUAAUAAACACAGCAGACCGGAUCAUCAGGGUGUAUGACGGCAGAGAGAUCCUGACCUGUGGCCGGGACGGUGAGCCUGAACCUAUGCAGAAACUUCAGGACUUGGUAAACAGGACUCCAUGGAAGCGAUGCUGUUUCUCAGGGGAUGGUGAAUACAUUGUGGCUGGUUCAGCAAGGCAGCACGCCCUCUACAUCUGGGAGAAAAGCAUCGGUAACCUGGUGAAGAUCCUGCACGGAACCAGAGGAGAGCUGCUCCUGGAUGUCGCUUGGCAUCCGGUCCGUCCCAUCAUUGCCUCCAUCUCCAGUGGAGUGGUGUCCAUCUGGGCUCAGAACCAAGUUGAAAACUGGAGUGCUUUUGCUCCAGACUUUAAAGAGCUGGAUGAGAACGUGGAGUACGAGGAGCGAGAGUCGGAAUUCGACAUUGAGGACGAAGACAAGAGCGAACCCGAGCAGACAGGUGCAGACGCUGCAGAAGAUGAAGAGGUGGAUGUGACCACUGUUGAUCCCAUAGCUGCUUUUUGUAGCAGUGAUGAGGAGUUGGAGGACCACAAGGCCCUGCUGUACCUGCCCAUCGCCCCCGAGGUUGAAGAUCCAGAGGAAAACCCGUUCGGUCCCCCGCCAGACGCCUCAGUUCAAUCUGGAGCUCCAGAGGACACACUGACUGGUGGUGAUAAGAAGCAGCGCCAGCCUUCAUCUGAAGGCGGUCCAGCCAAGAAAAAAGCUCGGACCACCACCAUUGAACUGCAGGGGGUGCCCAGUGAUGAGGUACACCCCCUACUGGGUGUAAAAGGGGACGGCAAGUCAAAGAAGAAGACAGCAGGCCGACCCAAAGGCUCCAAAGGUAAAGACAAAGACUUCCCCUUCAGGCCGAAGCCCUACAAGGGUGAUCGGCCCUCCUUUCCUGUGGUGCCCGAUGCCCUGGGCAGCUCUGGCCUGGGAGGAGUAGGAGGAAUAGGAGGAGGAGGAAUAGGAGGAGGAGGAGGAGGGCUGAAGGGCAGAGCAGAGGGGGGCCAGGCCACAGGGAGUCUGGUCACACCGUCGUACAAACAGCACGACAUCGGAGGGAUGGACUGAUCCAGCUGUGUGUGUUUGUGGAGGAACAUCAGCAGGCUCAAAAGAAAGAGACACAAAUCCUGAAGUGGUGUACAGACUGUGAGCGAGCAGCCUGUUUGGUGUGCAGACUGUUUUUUCCCCCAACCAGAGACCAGCGUCACAGGAAAACUCGUCAGCCCGGUUCUCUGACCGGACCCGUGAAGCGGCCGAGUCGUCACAGUAGAGGUCACACGUCCUCCGUAGGAUUUCAUCAUGUAUAGAACGUCUGUGUCCUGAUAGUGUGUGCGUUGUCUUGCUUGUCGUUUUUAUACGUAUUAAAACAUUCUGAUUUAUAAAUAAUGAUUUGAACUUUGACUUUAAUUUCAACUCUGAGCUUCUGGCUUGUUUUGAAUAGCUCCUUACUGAGGAUUGAAGGCUGAGGCAGAUGAAGGUUUUCAUGGGUGUCUGUUCAGUAUCUGUCAGCCAAUAACAAAAACUUUAGAUGUACAAAACAUGCCGACAUGUUUGGUGAACAGCCGGAUCUGUGUUGCAACAGCCGUCUAAGCAAACACGAUUCAGCUAAUCCAGCCAAAAGACAUGAUCCCUCCAUUGUUUCCUGGGUCCUGCCAGUA
Messenger RNA from Oreochromis niloticus (Nile tilapia), 2443 nucleotides. RefSeq names its product retinoblastoma binding protein 5 (gene rbbp5). The record is from RefSeq and is a predicted model, not a curated record. NCBI's taxonomy places the organism in Eukaryota, Metazoa, Chordata, Actinopteri, Cichliformes, Cichlidae. Gene Ontology annotation, molecular function: protein binding. Bases 141 to 1853 code for a protein of 570 amino acids. Gene Ontology annotation, cellular component: Set1C/COMPASS complex. The transcript has 14 exons.